This is a messenger RNA of Ilex paraguariensis (yerba mate), 1281 nucleotides long. NCBI's taxonomy places the organism in Eukaryota, Viridiplantae, Streptophyta, Magnoliopsida, Aquifoliales, Aquifoliaceae. The record is from the annotation of a GenBank genome assembly.
AUGCUGCCUGAAGUCCGUGCGCAUCUAAGAUUUCAUGGUGAUCGCGCCACGUUCCGUUUUACGGGGCACUCUCUCGGCGGUAGCUUGUCGCUGCUUGUAAAUCUCAUGCUGUUGAUUAGGGGGGAAGUCNAUGAGCAGAUGCUGCCUGAAGUCCGUGCGCAUCUAAGAUUUCAUGGUGAUCGCGCCAUGUUCCGUUUUACGGGGCACUCUCUCGGCGGUAGCUUGUCGCUGCUUGUAAAUCUCAUGCUGUUGAUUAGGGGGGAAGUCCUUCCUUCUUCCUUGCUUCCCGUUAUAACGUUUGGGGCACCAUCUAUUAUGUGUGGAGGGGAUCGCCUGCUUCGUGAGCUUGGAUUGCCUCAAGGCCAUAUCAAGGCAGUCACAAUGCACCGAGACAUUGUACCUAGAGCCUUCUCUUGCCAUUACCCCAAUCAUGUUGCAGAGCUUCUUAAGGCAGUCAAUCGAAACUUUCGGGGUCAUCCAUGUCUCAAUAACCAGAGGCUGUUGUAUGCUCCAAUGGGGGAGUUUCUGAUUCUACAGCCAGAUGAGAAAUUGUCUCCCAACCAUGAUCUCCUUCCCUCCGGCAGUGGGCUAUAUCUAUUGAGAUGCCCAGUGUCAGACGCCAGUGAGGCAGAGAAGCAGGUGCGUGCUGCACAGGCUGUGUUCUUAAACUCACCGCAUCCACUUGAAAUCUUAAGUGACCGUUCGGCAUAUGGUUCCGGGGGAACCAUUCAAAGAGAUCACGACAUGAACUCUUACUGGAAAUCUGUUCGCAGUGUAGUCCGCCAGGAGCUCAUCCGUAGGAGGAAAGCUAGGAGAGAGCACCGUCGCAAAUUUUGGUGGCCUCUUGUAGCACGCAGCAUUGAUGCUGGUAACAGCAUUAUGGGGAGGUCUCCGGUAUCAGCGAACAUGGGCCAAGGUCAAUUCAACUUCUCGGGCGUGUUACAAACUGGCCGAGAAUCUUUGAACAGGUUUAGUAGGCUUGUUGCAUCGCAGCACAUGCAUUUGCUUGUGGUGCUCCUGUUUCCUGCACGGUUGUUGAUCGUUGGUGCAUAUAGCGUAAUCAAUUUCCGUUAAUUAGUUGGUGAUGCUGGAAUUGGUUGUUAGAUAAACACCAGGGGAUUAACUUUAGAGUCUGAGGUGCAUGGUUUACAAUAUAAGAGUAGAUGAUUCAUUGUUCAUUUGGUUGUUACAGCAAUUCAUGUUCCCCUGUUUUGGAGAUGGGGAAUUAAAAGAUUGGCAUGUAGAAAAAAAAAAUUCAUUUGAAAAUCAAUGAAAAUAAAC